Messenger RNA from Meloidogyne enterolobii, 3522 nucleotides. The record is from the annotation of a GenBank genome assembly. Lineage: Eukaryota; Metazoa; Nematoda; Chromadorea; Rhabditida; Meloidogynidae.
AUGAGCGGCGUCUUUAAAACUUCAUCCCCGGCGGACAACAACAACAAAAAACAGCAACAUAAAUUACAGGAAAUACAAAGUAGAAUAAGAGUGCAGCAAUCUCAACAACAACAGAAUAAUCGUAUUCCCUCUCCACCAUUUUAUUCUUCUGCCCCCUCUUUCUCAAACAACAAUUGCAUUCAAAAACAACGAAUUGAGUUUAAUCACGUUGAUAAUUUUCAAAAUAUUGUAAAGACUUCUGAAGAUAAAAAUAGCAGCAACAAUAAAAAUUGGGCUGCAAAAACAUCCCUUUUAAAUAGAUUGAGAUUAAAGUCUGCUUCUUUUGAAGGAAGAAAGUGUAAUAAUGGUGGAAACGAUAAAGAGAAAAUUGAAAUAAAUGGAACAAAAGAGCAAACUGAAAUAAACAAAAAUAAUUGUAUUUCGCUUGCUGACGAGCCAUUUACAAAAGCUUCCUCUUCCAUUUCAAUCUCAAAUCCAAUUGGUGCUCUAAGCACUACAAACCAAAACAAUUUCAAUCAUUCAUUGUCAACGUUGAAUUCAACUUCUACUUCCGGUGCCUUAAAUAAACAACGUUCUCCUUCUCCACCGCCUUCUAUUUUCGCUACUACUGACAACUGUAUUAAACAAGAAUUCGAUCCAGAACUAAGUGCCUCUUUGUUUGAGCAAUCUAGAACGCUUUGUGAUAAUAAAAAUACUUCAAAUUCUUUAACAAAUACAUUAACAGAGCCUAGUCAAAAUACCAAUACAGAAACUCCACAUAUAUCUUCCUUCCCCAACUCCUUUGUUGACUCAGACAUAAAUACACCUAAUACAUUAAUUGAAAAGAAAGAGAGUAAAUUUGAACAACAGAAUCUCCCCUCUCCGCCAUCAACAUCCGCUGCCUCCCAACAACAGCAAAAAUCACCAUCCUCAGAACCGUUUGCUGUACCUGCACUACCAACACCAAAACAGAAGGCCGUUCCUCUUUCGUUUAAUCGUCAGGAAGAACCAAAACUUUUGAAAAAAGAACAAGAAGAAAUACGAAGUGAACAAGAAACUAAUUGUUUAAGUGCAGCUUCAACAUCUUCUCUUAAAACUGAGCAGAUCAACGUUUCUCAAGUUCCUUGUACUUCUAUUAAUAACGAAAAACAAAACUUAAAACAACAAUUACCGCCAACUUAUUUUCAAAGUACUUCAUUUGACGAGACAGAAGCUACAAGUAGCUCUAGCUUUGACGUUUUUCUAGAUAAAGAGAAAGGUAAAUCCACUGGGACUUCAGAAGUGCUAGCAAAGUCUAAACGUUUGUCUUUGCGUGUAAGUUCAGCAGCUGCUCUUCAAUUCAAUCGGCUUGCUUUACACCACUCUAAAGCCUUGAAUAUAUUAGGUAUUAACUCAAUACAACUCAAAUCAUCUCUCAACUGUUUAUCACCAGUUAUUCAAAUUGUUGAUAAACGGGCUUCUUUCGAUCAUCUUUCACAAAGAAGAGCGCGUCUUCAUCAGUUGAGGAGUCAAAAACAAACCCUCAUUCAGCUUAUUCAAAAAGAACAACUGGAGGCAGUUGCAGCCUUACACCAACGGAACUCGCAAAGACAUCAAGUUACUUAUUUACCUGGAAAGACAGCAACACCAAACGUUGCUGGAGCUUCCAUGUCAAGUGUUGCACAGACGUCUAAAAAGCGUUUAGUGCCAGUUCCUGCUGAAUCUUCACCUCAUCUAAAUUCACAACAUCAUGUCCAAAGACAACAUAAUUCCUCCUCAUCCUCUUCAAAUUCAACAACUCCCCAACAGAGAACUCCACCUUCACAUCCCUAUUGCCCAGUACAACCUUCUUUUUCAUCUCCUUCAUCAACAUCUAUUCUUCAACAACAAAAUGAACAUCAACAGCAUUCUAAUAAAAAUAAAAACAACGAUGGUUCAUAUUUAAUGCAUUCAGCGCCAAUCCCACAACAACAACAUUCUUCUAUUAAUACGCAGAAUCAAACUUUGGCAAGUGCUGGUGCUGCUGAAAAUAGCCCCCUUCUAGUCAAUUUAUUGAACAAUAAUGCUUCCUCUCCGGCUAUUCAACAAACACAGAAGCCACAACAAAUUCUACAGCAAAAUGUUACGCCUUUACCUCAACAGCAACAAAUGAUGAUGAUUAAGCAACAGCAACAAAUGGCAGCUCUACAGCAACAACACCCUAAUGCUAUGGGUCAAGCACAACAAGUGAAUUCACAUCAAUAUGGUGUUCCAAUGAAUCCGCAACAACAACAAAUGUAUCAGCAACAACAGCAAAGGUUGGCUCAACAACAAUCAAUGAUGUAUAGUGUUGGUCCAUCUGGUGUGAUAAAUAACACUCCACAACAACAUUACAUGAUUGUUGGUUCUCCACCAACAGGCUCUUCACCAUCACAAUAUCAUCGUCAAGCUACACAGUACGGUGCUAAUGGUCAACCAGCACCAGGUGGAAUUGUUGCUUCACCACCUGGCGCCCCGUCUCCUUAUUUUGGAAUGCCUACAAAUUAUGUGCCUCAACAAAUGAUUAUUCCAACUACUGGUGCCGAUAAACAAGGGUCAUCUGGUCAGAUGUUUUCUAUCGGUCCUCCGACUAACAACACUCAAUUAGCUGUGGAAGAGUUACCGAAGAAAAGAAAGCGAAUCUCUAAAAAGCAACAACAGAAGGAGGAACGUGAACGCGAGCAGCGUUUGCGUCUCCAAGAGCAACAACAACAGGCAGCAAUGGCUGCAUUUCGACAACACCAACAAAUGGCUUUUAUACAGCAGCAACAACAACAGCAAAGAAUGGCUGCGGUGAAUGCUGGCAUACCUCAGCAAAUGUGUGGUGGUAUGGUAAUGCCUUCAAAUUGUCAAGUUCCACCGGGACAAGUUAUAGCUGCUCAACAACAUUAUCAGCAGCAACAACAAACGUAUCAACAGCAUUAUCUUGGAUUACCUGGACAACCUGUCAUACAAAAGCAGGAUACAAAUGUCAUUCAAAAUAAUAUGUCACCUUCUAUUUGCCCUUAUGGAACACCUCAGAAAGGUUCGCCGAUGCAACCUACUGGUGCUCCUAUGUCGCAGCAACAACAGCAGUAUGUUGUCGCACUUCAACAACAACAACAUGGGCAACAAACACUGCAAAAUCAAUGUUAUGUAUCUCCUCAACAACAAGCGCCAUGGGCAAACACACCUAAUCAAAUGUCUCAAUGCGGCAUGCAGCAACAACAAAAUGCUUUAAACGAUUAUCAAUCUACUGCUGCUAUAACAAAUCAAUCUCAGCAACAUCAUCCGCAACAAUUGGUUCAGUCACAGCAAGCCUUUCGAACUCCAGGAACUCCACAUUACUUUUCUCAAUCACCUGCUAGCGCUACACCGUUUUAUUCUCCUCCACCAUCUCACAAUCAACAAAUGGUCGGGACACCAAUUGGUAAUGGAAGUGGAGGAGGAACUUGUGUUGGUAUGCAAGGAAGUGGACCUGGACACUUAACACCCGUUUCUGCUACUGCUGGUGGGCCGACUCCUCCACAUUCUGCUGGAAGUUUUGGAAGUAUGAUUUUAUUCUAA